AUGUUUGUACCAUGUAUCGUACACAUUGAUGGAAUGACAUGCCAAAGCUGUGUUAGCACGAUCCAGAAUACAUUACACUGUGUUAACGGCAUCUUCGUUGUAGACAUCAAUUUGCAAGAAAAGCAGGCCCUAAUAAUACAUUCUCCAACUCAAAUAUCUGUGGACGAAGUCACAGAAGUAAUAUCAGGCAUUGGAUUUGAUGCUCACUUCAUGACAAAUCGUAUCGAGACCUCGUCGAAAAGAGGAUCCAUAGUUCCAUCCGUCUCAUCUGCAGAGUCCCACCCAAGCGAAAUCCGCCACCAGUCUUUCAGAUUUUAUUCAUCCGAUGUUGCAAUAAUUUCUCAAUACUUAUAUACUCUUCCAGGAGUUAUUUACUUCUCAAUAUUCGAGAAAGAAAGUAGGAUUGAUCUUUGGAUUCUUUCGAAUAGCCUAAUUGAUCAGGAACUUUUAUGCAAGCUGAAUAAACAAGGAUUUAGAGUAGUCUUAGCCGACUCCAGUGUAGCUGAGUCCACCUCGGCAGAGUUCGAUCCCUUGAAUUCAUCGCUGCGUUUACCAGGCAACAAAGCCUACCUAAUAGUCGACGCUCUUCCAUCCCCGGAGAUUGAGGAAUUGCGACGGCGUCUCAAUCUUGCUUCUUUAAGUAGUCUCGCAGUCUGUCGUGUGGGGCAGGCGUACUGUCAUCUUGUUACACUUUCUAAAGGCCUCGAUACCCGUUCUAUUGCUGAUAUUCUAACCGGCAAUGGAUUUCCGUCUGCUAGGAUUGCCUCCGUCGGCACAGGUUUUGAGGUUUAUGUCUCCAUCUACGGUGUAUGCUGUAAGGUCUGUGAGGACGAGGUUUUGAAUGUCCUUAGGCACACACUUCCCGAUGACGCAUUCCAAGUGUUAAUGGACCAAGACGAAAUUAUUCUAGCUUCUCAUUCUUCGAUACCCUCGGCUACAGACUUUCUGGCAGGGCUUCACUUGACCCAACUGCACAAUGCAAUCACACAUCUCGGGUAUAGCUGUCAUCUGCGUGACCUCUCAGGCAUCCACUGUCCUUCAAAGCCGGACGAUUUCAGCACAUCUGUUACCGAAAAUGGCCGAACGACUUUGAAGUCACCAGUUCUUUCCGAAGAAGUUAAAGUUGGAGAAAUGACGACAAUAGACUUGGAACCGCCAAUUCAUGCCCUGAAGUGCUGCCACCUACGUGUCACAGGCAUGACUUGCAGCAGUUGCGUCCAAACUGUUGAAAACGCCCUUUUAAAGUUACCGGGUGUGAGAUCCGCGACGGUUGGUUUACUUUCAAUGAAGGCUGACAUCAUCUACGAUCCGACACUCAUCCAGCCCUCCGCUCUGACAAGGCAAAUCAAUGAGCUCGGAUUCUCCGCACAGAUUCUUGAGGUGAGGCGAGCUGCCGAAAUACAUGGUGAUGAAGGCACCCAAACUCUGGAAGUCACCAUAUUAGGAAUGACCUGCAGCUCUUGUGUAAAUUCAAUUGAGACAGCAAUCAAAAAGUUACCCGGUGUCACCUCGGCUUCUGUAGCCCUUGCAACAAAACGUGGGAAGGUGGUUUUCGAUUCCCGUAUUGUCGGAGCACGAUCUAUCCUAAAGACUAUCGAGGAUAUGGGCUUCGAUGCGUCCGUCUACAAGCCGGAAUUCAAAUCCACUGAAGAUUUUGACGAGACUAAAAGAUGGCGUUGUGUCUUUCUUACCAAUCUGGCCUUCGGUUUGCCAACCAUGUUCGCCAUGAUGCUCUUCAUGCUAAUUUGGCCGCAUAGUCCGGUUGGCGGCUACUGUCAUCCACGAUCCUAUAACACUUCAAAAGAGACGUCUCCGACCCACUCACAGCCAAUGCUCUUGCCUGGUCUCUCAUGGGAGAAUUUCAUUCUCUGGCUUCUGGCUACUCCUGUUCAGGCAAUCAGUGGUCGGAAUUUCUACAUACGUGCCUACAACUCAUUGAAGCACGGUAUGGCCAACAUGGAUGUCCUCCUCGUUAUGGCCUCGGGAGUUGCUUACACCUACUCCGUGGUUGUAGUCCUCAUCGCCAUGAUACAACAAUGGCCCACCAGUCCACGCACCGUCUUUGAAACCACUCCUAUGCUCUUCCUCUUCAUCUCUCUUGGAAGGUGGCUUGAAAACCUAGCUAAGGAAAGGACAUCGGAAGCUGUCUCCAAACUGUUGUCACUUCAAGCCAAAGAGGCCACGCUAAUGGAACCACAAAGCGGUGCUUUAAAUGAGGCUUUCAGUGGGGAGCAACUAACCAUCGACACUCUCCAGAACUACCAGGAACGAUGCAUAUCUGUCGAACUGGUUCAACGUGGUGACAUUAUUAAAAUAUUACCUGGUGAGAAAGUGCCUGUGGAUGGUCGCGUGAUAUUUGGCAUCUCCUCCUGCGAUGAGUCUCUGCUGACGGGAGAAUCUAUGCCUGUUCCUAAGACUGUUGACAACAUUGUAGUCGGUGGUGCAAUAAACCUCACCGGCCUUCUCUACAUCCAGGCAACACACAUUGGCAGUGAAUCCGCCCUCGCACAGAUUAUCGCUCUAAUUGAGGAUGCUCAGUCCUCCAAGGCUCCGAUACAACAGUUGGCUGAUCGUAUCUCUGGCUUCUUUGUGCCCUGUAUUAUUCUCCUCUCGUUAGCAUCUCUAAUAUUUUGGAUUGUGCUUGGAUUCUGUCGAUCAUCUUCUAUUCGUGGGUACACUGUAAGCAUCGUUUUCCCUCUCCUCCUGCCCCCCUUCGCCUUCUCUCCGGAGUGCUCUCUGGUCGGUGCCGUGUUGGAUCAAGCGUUCCGAGUGGCUGUCAAUGUGCUCACAAUCGCCUGCCCCUGUUCUCUCGGUUUGGCCACGCCCACUGCUGUAAUGGUAGGCACCGGUGUUGGAGCGCUUCAUGGUAUCCUCAUUAAGGGUGGUCAACCGCUGGAAAAUCUACGCAAGGUUUCUACUAUCCUCUUCGAUAAGACUGGAACAAUCACCAUGGGUCGUCCUCAAAUCUCACGAAUAGUCAUGUUUAUGCCUGCAACGCCUUCCAAUCCUGAAUCAAAAAACCAAAAAGUUGAUCCACACGCACUUACUUCACCAAGUCGUCUCCUCUACAUGGUUGGUAGUGCGGAGUCCACAGCUCAACAUCCAAUUGCAACAGCUAUUGUUCGCAUGCUUCGCAGUGCUCAAUCCGCCUUCAGUGAUCAGCCAAACGGGAGCAUUUGGAAGUCAGAGUUUGCCAAGGUGAUCAAUGCAGAGACUUCACCGGGCUAUGGAAUGUCCUGUGAUGUCAUCGUGUCUCCGGAGGACUGCCCUAGCGGACCUGAACUACCUCGACCUACUCGUUUGCCAUCAGAUAGACAGUCAGUUCAACAGACCCAACUCUACGCUGACUACGAUGCUGCUCUGCGAAUGGAACUGAACUACUACUCAGUGAGGUGGAACUCGGACAAUUCACCACUUUCUUGGGCUAAUGUGACUCAAGGCGGCACCUACCAUCUGCUCAUAGGCAAUCAGAGGUGGAUGCAGAAGAACGCUGUCGCCAUUCCAUUGAUGGAUUUGGAUUCUGUCGUACGAAUGGAUGAGGAGGAGGGACGCACUGUAGUUCAUGUGGCAGUCGAUGGUCGUCUGGUUGCUCUCAUAACAAUUGCUGAUCCGAUCAAACCUGAGGCUGCUCUAACUGUUGCAGCCCUCAAAGUCAUGGGGAUUCACGUGGCUCUCUUAACUGGUGACAAUACUCGAUCUGCCACCUCCAUCGCGAGAAAGGUCGGUAUCCGUGAUGUCUACAGCGAGGUGAUUCCUGCACACAAGGCUAUGCAAGUUAGGCAGAUACAGACCCGACAUGUCAAAGCAAGUGGUAAUGGACUCUCGAAGUUGAACCAAACGGCGAUGAAAAAUGGUAAGGUGGAGGGAGACACGCACUGCAGCGGUGAACGAGUGGCAUUUCUUCAAUCCUCAAAGCACCCUGACACCUUGGAUCAAACGGCUGAAACCUCUUUCCUGGAAUACUCCUAUUCUGACACUGAUGAUGAUAGUGAGGCCUCCCUCUACCUAUAUCCCGGUGAUCUCGGAGUACCGAUCGAGAGAUCUGGCCGCAAAAGAUUCUUCGAUGACCGUAAGGGGAAAUAUACCUACAUUGGCCAACGCAACAAACGCCAGUGGCGUAAUCGCCGAUGUUUCUGCGCUUGGUGUGGAAUCUGCCCGACCGCCCCGAGGCAGCGAAAACGAGAAUUCGUCGCAAUGGUUGGCGAUGGAAUUAAUGAUAGUCCGGCACUCUCUCAAGCCGACGUUGGAAUCGCCAUCGGUUGUGGUGCCGAUGUUGCUGUGGCUACAGCAGACGUCGUUUUGGUGCGUAAUGACCUCGUAGAUGUAGUGGCUGCUAUUUCUCUUUCGAGGGCUACAGUGCGUCGCAUUCGUCUCAACUUCUUUGCUGCUCUGAUCUACAAUGCCCUCGCCAUUCCAGUUGCGAUGGGAUUCCUUAUCCCCAUUGGAAUUGAAUUUGCGCCAUGGAUGUCGUCCGCAGCUAUGGCCACGUCCUCCGUCACCGUUGUUUGUCUUUCACUCCUGCUCAAGCGAUGGAAGAAGCCCACGGAAGCAUCGCUCGUGUCGCAGAAAUACUUGAGGCUAUUGACAAACAGCGGCCUCACCAUCGAUCAGGUACGAGUAAAACGCGACAACACUCCGAACAAGUAA
Molecule: messenger RNA, 4647 nt
Organism: Echinococcus granulosus
Lineage: Eukaryota; Metazoa; Platyhelminthes; Cestoda; Cyclophyllidea; Taeniidae
Product: Copper-transporting ATPase 2
Exons: 23
Coding region: 1-4647 (1548 amino acids)
Biological process (GO): copper ion homeostasis; monoatomic cation transport
Cellular component (GO): perinuclear region of cytoplasm; trans-Golgi network; membrane
Molecular function (GO): copper ion binding; ATP binding; ATP hydrolysis activity
Source: RefSeq, a predicted model, not a curated record